UGUGUCAUUUCUAGAGGUGCGAGACAAACUUACCUGCCUAAGGCCAAAACUAGUUGAAAGGCCAAAGCCACCGCCUAUUUCUGCCGGCAACGUUCAGUACCGCAUCCAGAACAUGACAAUGCCGCCCUAUCCUGCGACCAUUUUUCGCGAUUGCUUUCAUCUAACAGAUUAACUGAAUUGGCCGGUCUCACGGGCGUUAAAAGGAUACGAUAGAUACGUAUAAAACCAUAACGACGCACCGCCAUACCUCACAGAAGACCAAUCCCACACCUCCCUCAUCGCCAAAAUGUCCUCCGGAUUCGUAUCAGCCGGAACAGACCAAGAGCCCAUAGAGCGCGACGAUGAAUGGCUCCGCGCCCAACAGGAGCUGGAGGAAGAGCGGCGGCGCAAGGCAGAACUAGGCAAGCAAGCCGAGGGCAAAAGUCUGUAUGAAGUGCUGCAGCAGAACAAAAUGGCCAAACAGGAAGCCUUUGAGGAGAAAAUUAAAUUGAAGAAUCAGUUCCGUUCGCUGGACGAAGAUGAGGUCGAGUUCCUGGACUCCAUUAUGGAGUCGACGCGCGCGCAGGAGGCCGCUGUGAAGAAGGAGACUGCUGAACAGCUGGAGGCUUUCCGUAGACACCGGGAGGAGGCGGAGAAGGUUGCCCUUGAGGAGGGGACUGCGGAUGUUACUCCUGCCGCUGAGGGAGAGGAUUGGAAGAUCCCUGCGCGUAAGAGGAGGAGGGACAAGAAGGAUCUUUUGCUUCCUGGGAAGAAGCGCAAGUCUACCGCCGAAGGUGCGGAAGAGACUCCGUCGACUGGAGAGCAGAAGGUGGAUCCAAAGGACAAGGGUUCUGGAAAAGAUGAUAAGCAGUCUGUUCCAGUUCCGGCUGAAGCCGCUAAAGUUCACAAGUCACAGCCACCUGCGAACACGGCGACUUCUGCUAGUCCCGUACAGGCCGGGGGCGUGAAGGUGACAGCGCCUGAACAGACCGAGAAGCAAGCGGCCAAGCCAGCUCCGGUAUCUCUUGGCUUGGCCGGCUACAGUUCCGACUCGGAGUAAUUGUAAUUGCAAUUUCGCUGGGACCACGUAUCACACCCAUUGACCUUUUGGCGCAUCCUUCGGUAACGCUUACAAUACGUGAUUCAUCUUGCGAUACCAAUGGAUCAUUGAGCUUGAACAUGCCUG
This is a messenger RNA of Aspergillus pseudonomiae, 1165 nucleotides long. RefSeq names its product PSME3-interacting protein. Lineage: Eukaryota; Fungi; Ascomycota; Eurotiomycetes; Eurotiales; Aspergillaceae. The record is from RefSeq and is a predicted model, not a curated record. Gene Ontology annotation, cellular component: nucleus. The transcript has 2 exons. Bases 287 to 1039 code for a protein of 250 amino acids.